CUUUGAUCAAUAAAGUAUCAUCAACUUCUCACCAUUUACAUUCUCUCUCUAAAAGUAAAAGUGCAGUAUAUAGGAACGAAAUUGCUUGGAUUUGAUUCUUAGCCAACAAUUAUAUAAUCACAUGUUCCCCCAUUCACAAAUUAGCAAGCCUCAAUGGAUGCAUUUCCUUCUUCUUCUUCACGAUGCAAUUAUGACGUCUUCUUGAAUUUUAGAGGGGAAGACACUCACAGUGAUUUUGUGAACCAUCUUUAUAUGGCUCUGCAACAUAAAGGAAUUUACACCUUCAAAGAUGAUGAGAAGCUUAAGAAAGGAAACUCAAUUUCUUCAGAACUCCUCAACGCAAUCAAGGAAUCGAAAUUUGCAAUCAUCGUAUUUUCAAAAAAUUAUGCAACCUCUUCGUGGUGUUUAGAUGAACUCGUAGAGAUCAUUGAAUGCAAGAAUACAGUGGGACAGACAGUUUUGCCCGUCUUCUACAACGUCGAUCCUUCACAUGUAAGGAAACAAAAGGGAAGUUUUGCAAAAGCAUUUGUCAAGCAUGAAGAAACUAUUAAGGAAGACAAAGAGAAGGUUAAAAGGUGGAGGGCAGCAUUGACGGAGGCAGCAAACUUAAGCGGGUGGGAUUUAAACAAUAUCACAAAUGGGCAUGAGGCAAAGUUUAUCCAAAAAAUUGUUCAAGAGAUUAUAAAAGAAUUGGGGCAUAUACCAUUAAAUGUGGCUACGUACCAAGUAGGGAUAGAUUCCCGUGUAAACAAAGUGAUCACUUUGCUAGACAAUGGGUUAAAUGAUGUGUGCAUUGUGGGGAUUUGUGGUGCUGGUGGAAUAGGAAAGACAACCAUAUCAAAAGCUGUCUUCAAUCGAAUAUAUAAUCAAUUUGAAAGUUGUUGUUUCCUCAGCAAUGUGAAAGAAGUUUCAGAACAACAUGGCCUAACUUAUCUCCAAAAACAACUCUUGAUUGACAUUCUUAUGGAAGAAGAUCUAAAGAUACGUAACGUUGAUUAUGGGAUCAACGUGAUGAAGAAAAGACUCCGUUAUAAGAAAGUUCUUGUAGUUCUUGAUGACGUGGAUAGUUUAAAGCAAUUAGAGAGUUUAGUGGGAGGAAAUGACUGGUUUGGCUCUGGAAGUAGGAUCAUUGUAACAACCAGAAAUGAACGUUUAUUGGUGGAGCAUAAAGUAGAUCAUGAAAUGUUCAGGGUUGAGUUAUUGAAUGACGAUGAAGCUCUUGAACUUUUUAGUUGGUAUGCUUUUGCUAACAUCGAUCCUUUGGAGGAUUAUGUGGAACUCUCACUGCGUGUAAUAAAUUAUGCCCAAGGCCUUCCAUUAGCUCUUCAAGUUUUAGGUUCAUUUUUAUUUAAAAAAAGUAUAAAUGAGUGGGAACAUGAACUGGAUAAUUGGAAAAGAAUUCCAAAUAGAGAGAUUUACGAUGUUCUCAAGAUAAGUUUUGAUGGCCUUUAUGAUACAGAGAAAGAUUUAUUCCUCGACGUCGCUUGUUUUUUCAAAGGGUAUGAUAAAGAUUAUGUCAUGGAUAUAUUGGGCAGUAAUGGGUUUCACCCACGAAUUUCAGUUCUUAUUGAACGGUCAUUGAUAACUAUCUCCGACAACAAUAGCUUGUGCAUGCAUGAUUUGAUACAAGAAAUGGGUAAAGAAAUUGUUCGUCGAGAAUCACCUGAUGAUCCUGGAAAACGUAGUAGGUUGUGGUUUUACGAGGAUGUCUAUAAAGUACUCAGAGAAAAUACGGUGACCGAAACAAUUAACGGCAUUAUGCUAAACAUGCCUUAUGGUCAUCUACCAGAGGAAUUACAUGUAAAUGUCAAUGUCUUUGAGAAGAUGAAGAAACUUAAAGUACUUAAACUCAGUGGGACAAGACCUUGUGGACUCCUUUCAUAUCUUUCAAAUGAAUUAUGUUAUCUCGAUUGGGAUGAUUACCCGGCAAAGUUUUUGCCAUCCAAUUUCCAUCCAAGAAAUCUUGUUCAACUUCGCCUUUGUCGUAACCAUAUCAAAGGAAUUUCAUCAGUUAUCAAGUUUCUAGAGUUAAAAUUCCUUGAUGUCAGUCACUCCCUAUAUUUGGAUAAAACUCCUGAUUUUUCGAAUCUCCCGUGUCUCGAGAAAUUAAAUCUUGAAGGAUGUACUAACCUUAUUGAGGUUCACGAGUCGAUUGGAGUUCACAAGAGACUUGUUAGAUUGCGUCUCAAGAAUUGUAAAAAUCUGAGUCGUCUCCCGAUAAGCAUCAAGUUGGAAAAGCUGGAAACUUUGAAUCUAUCAGGAUGCCUAAAACUUGAGAAGUUUCCAGAGGUUCAAGGGCCUAUGGAUCGUUUGUGGUAUCUUUGUUUGAAAGAAACUGCAAUAAAGGAUUUGCCUGCAUCGAUUGAGCAUCUUGAAGGGCUUAAGAUUGUAUCUGUAAAGAAUUGCCGGAAGCUUAAAAGUAUUCCAAGCAACAUUUUUUCAAGAAUGAAGAAUUUAAUAUCCGUUCAUAUGGGAGGAACUGCUAUAGAACAAUUACCAUUAUCCAUUGUGCAGUUGUCUAAACUUGGUAACCUUAAUCUAAAUGAUUUGCAAAAAUCGUCUCCCAAAAUGCCAAAAUCAUUGAUGCCAUUUUCAUUGGUGCGAAGGAAAACUCUUGUGUCUUCAACUUAUUUGCAAUUGGACCUGCUCUCCAGAUUGAGCACUUUAGGUCAUUUAGAUCUGAGGAACUGCAAUUUAUCAGAAGAAUCCUUUCCCAAGGAUAUUGGCUGCCUAUCUGGUACUGUGGAAUUGUUAAACCUGAGUGACAACAAUUUCUCUAGCAUGCCACAAAGCCUAGUUCAAUUCACAAAUCUGAAUUCCCUUGUUUUGGAGCAUUGCACAAGCCUCAGAAUGUUGACUUCACUUCCGUCAUCUAUUGAUUAUGUGAAUGCACAUGGCUGCAAAUCAUUGGAACGGUAUUGGAUUCCACCAAAUGCAAGUGGUUCAAAUAAUUGCCGAUUCAGAUUCACUGAGUGCCACAAAUUGGUUAUGGAUCAUAUUGAUAACAUGCCAAAUAUAUCAUCACAAACUCAGCUUCAGGGAUUUCUUUAUAUCAUUGUUCCCGGAAGUGAGAUACCGCAAUGGUUUAGGCAUAAGAGUGAAGGUGAGGGAUGUUCAUCAGCGUCUUUUGUGGUGGAUCAUCAUCUAUCUCCUUACAAUAACAUCAAAGGAAUUGCCAUUUGUGCUGCUUUGGAAUAUCUUGGAGUUGACUCAAGGAUUCAAUUUGAUCUCAAAAUCAACGGUUAUGGCGCGGACUGUUGGUAUCGAAAUUACCCAAAAGAAGGGGAGCAGGAGCUUUUGUCAGAUCACGUCAUUGUGACGAACAUAACGGAAUAUUACGUUGGGUUGUUGUCUAGAGACAAACAACCAAUUAAAAAUUUGAUGAAGAAGAGACCAAAGCUCAACCCAGGCCCUCCCAAUAAUUGUGAUGAUUCCUCUUUCAUUCAGGUUUCAGUUAAAUUCUUUGGUCGCCCUUAUGAUCCCUACACUGGACCAAAAGUCAAGAAAUUGGGUAUCCAUCUAGUAAUGGAAGACCAAGCUGAUGGUGAGUAGACCCACCAAUAUAUAUGUAUAUUGUGUAUAUAUGAUAGACUUAAAUACAAGUAAGGAAGUUCAAAUAUUCAAUAAUAUGAUAGUUUCAUCUUUCUCUUUAAUUUGUGUAAAAUUGAAAUUGAACUUUGAAUGUGUAGUAGCAUACAUCAAUUGUAUGUGAGCUGUAAGCGCUCUUGUUGGGCUUGUCGAGUAUCGAACUGAAAAGGUUAACCUAUAAGGUGGAGUGACUCUUACCUCAUAUAAGUACCAAAUUUCCUUCUUUUCUAACUGAUGUGGGACUGUUCAAGUACUCAACAUAUUUUACUCUCGAAGGUUUUUUUAGUAUUAAUUAUCUUCUAGUCACGGUAUUUGAAAUUUCAGGGUUUAUUGACUUGGCUAUAAAGAAGAACAGUUUGCUUGGUGGAGAUGACUUUAAGAGGAAGUCUGUGCUAGUUGAUUUCCUUGUUUGAGAUAGUGUUCUAGCAGAACCUAGUGGCAAUUUGGUUUCGCAGGGACAGGAGCAAAAUGACUUGGAUAAUAUACUGGUCUCUUUCAUAUAGGAGGUAUAUUUGAAGGGGUAACACUUGACUGGUUGUGUGGCUCAUAGGAAAAGGGUUGGUGAGGAUAGUUUCUAGCUAAUUUCAAGUUGAGGGUUUUUCUGAUUUUAGUUUCAGCAGGCAAUACUUUAAUUACAACUUUGUAAAUUGUCGAUUCAUAUUUACUGGAAAAAAGAAAAAAAGGUAUCAAAUUUUCAUGAA
Cornus florida is the source of this 4289-nucleotide messenger RNA. Its product is annotated as disease resistance protein RUN1-like. Lineage: Eukaryota; Viridiplantae; Streptophyta; Magnoliopsida; Cornales; Cornaceae. The record is from RefSeq and is a predicted model, not a curated record. The transcript is spliced from 5 exons. Gene Ontology annotation, biological process: signal transduction; defense response. Bases 154 to 3552 code for a protein of 1132 amino acids. Gene Ontology annotation, molecular function: ADP binding.